Molecule: messenger RNA, 3703 nt
Organism: Coregonus clupeaformis (lake whitefish)
Lineage: Eukaryota; Metazoa; Chordata; Actinopteri; Salmoniformes; Salmonidae
Product: metabotropic glutamate receptor 4-like
Exons: 10
Coding region: 229-2724 (831 amino acids)
Biological process (GO): regulation of synaptic transmission, glutamatergic; G protein-coupled glutamate receptor signaling pathway
Cellular component (GO): membrane
Molecular function (GO): adenylate cyclase inhibiting G protein-coupled glutamate receptor activity
Source: RefSeq, a predicted model, not a curated record
CUGCCACAGAGGUGGUCCGGCUGGGCCCUGUCAGGUCCUGCUCCUGGCCUGCUGUAUCCUGGUAAUCCUGGGGCCAAGCCAAAGACACCUGGCCACACACACCUCAACUCCAUCCGCAUUGACGGGGACAUCUCACUGGGUGGGCUCUUCCCCGUACAUGCCAGAGGCAACAACGGUAAAGCCUGUGGGGAGCUGAAGAAGGAGAAGGGGAUCCACAGACUGGAGGCCAUGCUGUUCGCUCUGGACCGCAUCAACAACGACCACGAGCUGCUGCCCAACAUCACUCUGGGGGCCAGGAUCCUGGACACCUGUUCCCGGGACACCCACGCCCUGGAGCAGUCGCUCACCUUUGUCCAGGCGCUCAUUGAGAAGGACGGGACAGACAUCAAGUGCCUGAGUGGCGGGCCGCCCAUCAUCACCAAGCCUGAGAGGGUGGUGGGUGUCAUCGGGGCCUCCGCCAGCUCCGUGUCAAUCAUGGUGGCCAACAUCCUGCGCCUCUUCAGGAUCCCCCAGGUGAGCUAUGCCUCCACGGCUCCGGAGCUGAGUGAUAACACGCGCUACGACUUCUUCUCCCGCGUCGUGCCCCCGGACACCUACCAGGCACAGGCAAUGGUGGACAUAGUCAAAGCCAUGCGCUGGAAUUACGUCUCUACAGUAGCAUCAGAGGGCAACUAUGGAGAGAGCGGUGUGGACGCCUUCAUACAGAAGUCCCGCGAAGACGGAGGUGUGUGCAUCUCUCAGUCAUUGAAGAUACCACGAGAACCUAAGCUUGGAGAGUUUGACAAGGUCAUCCGUAGACUGUCGGAGAACCCCAAUGCCCGGGUUGUCAUUCUCUUUGCCAACGAAGAUGACAUUAAGCGGCUUCUUCAAGCAGCUAAGAAGGCUAACCAGACAGGACAUUUUAUAUGGGUGGGGUCAGACAGCUGGGGGUCUAAGAUCUCCCCCAUCCUGAACCAGGAAGAGAUGGCAGAAGGGGCUGUCACGAUCCUACCCAAACGACAGUCCAUCCGAGGGUUUGAUCGGUACUUCAUCAGCAGAACUUUGGACAACAACAGAAGGAAUAUUUGGUUCGCAGAGUUCUGGGAAAACAACUUCCAGUGCAAACUCAGUCGACACGCUCUGAAGAAAGGAUCCGGCAUCAAAAAGUGCACAAACCACGAGCGGAUCGGGAAGGACUCAUCCUAUGAGCAGGAGGGGAAGGUCCAGUUUGUGGUUGAUGCAGUUUACGCCAUGGCUCAUGCCCUACACAACAUGCACAAGGAGCUCUGUCCAGGGAAAGUGGGCCUCUGCUCCAAAAUGGAAACCAUCAAUGGAACCAUGUUGCUCAAGUUCAUACGCAACAUCAACUUUACAGGAAUUGCUGGCACUCCAGUGAUCUUCAAUGUGAACGGAGAUGCCCCUGGUCGCUAUGAGAUCUAUCAGUACCAGAUAAAUCACAACACCACAGAGUACAAGAUCAUCGGCCACUGGGCAGACCAGCUCCAUUUAGAUACUAAGGAGAUGCGGUGGCCUGGUGGGACAUGGCAGGUACCCCAGUCUAUCUGCAGCCAGCCCUGUCAUCCUGGGGAGAGGAAGAAAACAGUGAAGGGUGUCCCCUGCUGUUGGCACUGUGAGCGCUGUGAUGGCUACCAGUACCAGGCCGACACCUACAACUGUAAGAUGUGCCGCUUUGACCUGCGGCCCAACAAGAACCACACGGCCUGCGAGGCCAUCCCGAUCGUCAAGCUGGAGUGGAGCUCCCCCUGGGCCGUCAUCCCCGUCCUCAUCGCUGUGCUGGGCAUCAUGGCCACCAUGUUUGUGGUGGCCACCUUCAUCCGCUACAACGACACGCCUAUUGUGAAGGCGUCAGGGCGCGAACUCAGCUAUGUGCUGCUGACAGGCAUCUUCCUGUGCUACGCCACCACCUUCCUCAUGAUCUCAGCACCUGACGUUGGAAUCUGUUCCCUCCGACGGAUCUUCCUAGGUCUGGGGAUGAGUAUUAGCUAUGCAGCGCUGCUCACCAAGACCAACCGUAUCUAUCGCAUCUUUGAGCAGGGCAAGAUGUCAGUGAGCGCCCCCAGGUUCAUCUCCCCGGCCUCCCAGCUGGUCAUCACCUUCAGCCUGAUCUCAGUGCAGCUCCUGGGGGUGUGCAUCUGGUUCGGUGUGGACCCAUCUCAGGCUAUCAUCGACUAUGAGGACCAGCGCACGUCCAACCCGGACAUGGCCCGUGGCGUGCUCAAAUGUGACAUCUCAGACCUUUCUCUGAUCUGCCUGCUUGGCUUCAGCAUGCUGCUCAUGGUCACCUGUACGGUGUAUGCCAUCAAGACCCGGGGGGUGCCAGAGACCUUCAAUGAGGCCAAGCCCAUCGGCUUCACCAUGUACACCACCUGUAUCGUCUGGCUGGCCUUCAUACCCAUCUUCUUUGGGACUUCACAGUCAACAGAAAAGAUGUACAUCCAGACCACGACUCUGACCAUCUCUGUGAGCCUGAGUGCCUCUGUGUCUCUGGGGAUGCUCUACAUGCCCAAGGUCUAUGUGGUCCUUUUCCACCCGGAGCAGAACGUGCCCAAGCGCAAGCGAAGCCUCAAGGCUGUGGUCACCGCAGCCACCAUGUCCAACAAGUUCCCCACUAAGGGUGGCUUCCGGCCCAACGGAGAGGCCAAAUCUGAGCUGUGUGAAAGCCUGGAGACACAAGCAUUGGCCUCCAAGCAGACAUACAUCAGCUACAGUAACCAUGCCAUCUAAGAAACAGACAGUGGAGACCCGGCUCGGAAGCCUAGCAAGGACCUGCGUGUGGAAUGAACGAACACCAAAACCGGAGCACCAAGUUGCAAGAGCAGUGGAAAAUGUGGAGAAAUUAGAAUAAUCACUCAACAUACUGAACAGAUGUCAUUAUUUUCAUGAAGACCAGUCAAUGCAAGGCUAUUGAAUGCCAAACAAAAGCAGUGGGAAGGUUCCUUGGGGGGUGGGGAGGUGGGGGUUUCAGGCAGAUAUUACAGUGAUGUCUCCCCUCCCCAUCCCCCUUGUAACAUGUCAGAGACAUCAGGCAGUCACAUUUCCAAAUUAAGUCAGUGUUUUCCUUCUGGAGUUUAUAGAACAGCUUUUCUCUUCUGGUGUUUUGUCUGAAGCUGACUAACACCCUGACUAACACCCUGGCCAACACCCUGGCUAGCUCCCUGACUAUAACCUGUAACAUUUACAUUAUGUUGUCAUCAUUUUAAUGAAGAUCAUAGUUGUGAAACAGAGAAAACAAAUAUGCAACUUUCAAACAUCUGAAUAUUCAGUGUUACAGCAUGGGUCCAAUAAAUGUUUCCAUCAUGGACAGUACAUCAAAUAUAGCAGUGGGUUUUCCCAGAUGAUGGCUAUACCAUAUCUUAUACCAUCUUUACGGUCCUUGUGUACAGUCCUAGAGCAUGCCUGUGGGAGCAUAAUGUGUACUGUGCUGUGUUGUCAAAAUCUAUGGAAUGCAACAUGUGUGAGGAUUGCGGUUCAAUAGUCACAGUGGCGUUAUCAUUGUGGACUAUUACACACGUGAUACCUUUUGCAGAUGAACACAGAUAAAAUACAAGAAACAGCCAUAAGAAUUAGCUAACAAGUAAAAGCCUUGUAUGUACUCCACUUCCUAUUUUUCUGUGAAAUACAGCCUCAAGACUGUCCCGUGUAGCUCAGUUGGUAGAGCAUGGCGUUUGCAACGCCAGGGUUGUGGGUUCAUUUCCCACGGGGG